AGUCCUUAGAGAGGAUGAUCCCUUCACUACAGAGCUCGCACAGAGAGCUGAAUACCGAGGGAUACGGGGGAGAAGAGCUGUGAAAAUGGUCUUGUAUACCAACAGGAUGUCACGGUGGUCUACACUCAGGAGGAUACAGACGAAGAAAGAGAAAUGAGCUGCAGGAAGAAGUUGGACCUCAAAGGAAGGAAACUGCAUCACUUCUCAUUCAGCACUAUCUGGAGAUGUAGCGUUGCUUUACAAGAGGUAAAAACACACAAGAAAAUGAGGACAAUAUCUCCUCUGUCRGGUUCUGUUUAACAACUCCGCUCGGCCCGCUGCGCUGCAUAUGACCCCGGUUCUGUUUGUCUGUUCCGAGCAACGAGCCGGCAGCAGGACUGUCUCUGAUAUCGUCUCUUACAAGAUGCUGCUGACACUGACGGGACUAAUCCCAACCAUCCGGAGGGUGGUGGCUAAAACCGGCCUGUCACAACGCUGACAGAGUUUUUUUUUUUUUUUUCUGUAAAGACAGAAAGGAGAAGGAGCUGGUCAGAUUAGAGUCUGAAAUAGUGGUUAUGUUUGUUUGAAACUUCCUCAUAUUCUGAUUCCCAGGAUAAUUAAAUUAUCUGGACACCUGUAACAACAAACCCCGGGGCGGCGAGGAGCUUAACGAAUCGCCUGCUGCGGUUCGCCCUCCGGAGGAGAGCGUUUAGCAGGAGACACUUGAGGAAUGGCUCAGGCUCCGUGACCGGAGGCGGGCUCGCUGGAAUACGCUGCACUGCUGGAGACGACGACGGGAGUAAUCCAGAUAUAUUUCUGCUWCCCAAACAUUUGAGCUUCUGUCUUUAGUGAGCCCGGCCAUGGCCAACAUGGCCCUUCAGCUGCUCGGCUUCUUCUUCGGACUGUGGGGUUUUGCAGGAACCGUACUUGCGACUCUGCUCCCCCACUGGCGCAUCACGGCCUCGGUCAGCUCCAACAUGAUCACAGCCACCGCCGUCAUGAGGGGCCUGUGGAUGGAGUGCAUGUGGAGCAGCACGGGUAUCUACCAGUGUGAGCUGUACAGAUCGCAGCUGGCGCUCCCACCUGACCUGCAGGCCGCCCGCGCUCUCAUGGUGCUUUCCUGCUUCACCUCAGUCCUGACCUCUCUGGUCGCUGUGAUGGGCAUGAAGUGCACCCACUACGCACGAGGUUCUGUCAUCAAGUCCGCCCUGGCGCUGAGCGGCGGGGUGGGUUUCCUCUGCGCCGGCCUCCUCUGCCUCAUCACCGUGUCCUGGACCACCAACGAAGUGGUCAUGGAUUUUUAUGACCCCUUCUUUCCCAUCGGGAUGAGUUACGAGAUCGGACUGGCCGUGUAUCUCGGCUACGCCUCGGCCUGCCUCAGCCUGGUAGGGGGGCUGGUGCUCUGCUGGGGCAGCAGAGAGGACAGGGGGCAGAACCCCGUCCAUCUGAGGAUGAGUCCGCCAUCACCACCUCCUGUCCUUAACAACACAUACGCCUCUGCUCCUCUGGACGAGCGCCCCCAGGCCGUGAAGGACAAUCAUGCUCCAUCGCUUUUCUCCCUUUCGAGCAGCGACUACAGACUCAAUAACUAUGUUUAAACCUGCAGAAACACUAACACAUUAACAGACUUUUCAUGAGCUUAAACAGUCCAUUGAGCACUUUACCAUUUUCUUUACUCGCUUAUAUUUUCUGGGUCUGAGACAGAAGACUCCUCGGACAGGUUGCAGCUUUAUCACAGGGCCCCAGARGCAAAUAAGACAAGCAAUCAUUCACACUCUCACCCAAAUCUAUAUACAGUUUAGAGUUACUAAUUAACCUAACAUAUGCAUGGUUUUGGUCUGUGAGAGGAAACCAAAGUACCAGAGGUGAACAUUUAAACUCCACUCGGCAUAACUGCAAURAAAUCUGAAUGUGUGAGGAAAUGAACUGAAACUGUUGUAAUGCACUUACAUCGCCAGCAGGUGGCAGCAUAUCACUGUAAACUAAAUCUGAAAAAAAAAAAAAAAAUACUGUUUUCUGCUGCUAAAGUCGCGUUAACAGAAGAGUGCUGUCACUUUUUUGUUGUAGCUUUGUUGUUAACUCUCAGGAAAGACGUUUAAGUCCAUUUUUUAAAUAAAUUAAUAGUUUAAGUUUA
Messenger RNA from Austrofundulus limnaeus, 2113 nucleotides. RefSeq names its product claudin-14. The record is from RefSeq and is a predicted model, not a curated record. Bases 840 to 1577 code for a protein of 245 amino acids. Gene Ontology annotation, cellular component: membrane; bicellular tight junction. The transcript has 6 exons. Gene Ontology annotation, molecular function: structural molecule activity. Lineage: Eukaryota; Metazoa; Chordata; Actinopteri; Cyprinodontiformes; Rivulidae.